AUGUUUCUGAUUUUUUCGGAAAAAUCUAGUUGUAUGGGAGCUUAUCGAUAUCUUUUGGCAUCGUUUGCCACUUAUAACAUCAUUUUAUCAUUUGUUGAUUGUAUUUUGCCAAUGGCGAUUUUCAAUAAUAAGAGUUCUCUAAUCCCAUUUCUCUCUGGUGGAUUUUUCAAUGAUGUCAAAACUUUUGGAUCUAUUCCUGUUGCAAUACGUGGAAGUUUUUUCGGUCUAGGUUAUGGAAUACUAGUCAUUCAUUUUCUUUAUAGAUAUAUUGCUCUAUUCAGGUUCAUUUUCUCGUACAACCAGGAGUUCUUCUUAUUUUUAGAUUUUUACAGACCUCGAAUAACUUUUCACUUCUCUCAAAAGCAAGGAAUGAUUUUAGCUUUCAUAUUUUUCAUUUUACACGGUGUGUUAUGGUUCUCAGUUUGUCAAUUACUAAUGUAUCCUGAUGAGGAAAUUUUAAAAUAUAAUGAGGAGGCCUUUUUCAACAAAUUUAAUACGAGCUUGCGCAAUUUUUCAUUUAUGGGAACUGUUUUUUAUGAUAAAAAUAUUUCUGAAAGUCUUUACAUUAGAGGAUAUUCUGGGAUGAUUUGUUUGACAUUGAUUUCAACAUAUGCGGUAUCAUCGUAUGUUUUUCUUGGUUAUAAAGUAGGUUUUUUUUCUACUGAUUACUUAGGUCAUUUUCAAUUAUUUGAGAUCAUGGCGAAACUUCGAGAACAUAAUAUAAUAUCAGCAACAACCAAAAAACAACAUUCUCAGUUGUUUCGGGCAUUGGUUAUUCAAACAAUUAUUCCAUGUUUCACUAGUUUUUUCCCCACAAUUUUCGGAUGGUAUAGUCCUAUUCUCAAGUUGAAUGUUGAAAAAGCGGCUGAUUUUUCAAUGAUAUCAAAUGCUUCUUGUUCUAUAAUAGAUCCAAUCGCAAUCAUUAUUUUGUUGCCAAAUUAUCGAUCAAGGAUUUAUAAGCGGAAAAAGAUUGCAAAAAUUGCAUCAAUUUCUGAGAAUCCAACACUCGUUUAA
Messenger RNA from Caenorhabditis angaria, 1014 nucleotides. The record is from the annotation of a GenBank genome assembly. NCBI's taxonomy places the organism in Eukaryota, Metazoa, Nematoda, Chromadorea, Rhabditida, Rhabditidae.